UCCCAUUAUCCCGACCAUCGGCGCAGUGCUUGGGCUGCUCGUGAUGAUUUUUGUUCGACUGAUGUAGGCGUGGAAGUGGUGGCGGUGCCCGACAACGACAAGUGAUAUUAUCGCCGUACUUCUUUCUUUCCAUUUGCGCCCGUCUUUGUACUCGCACGUUUACGCGUCAGUUCGAUCGUACUCGCGACAUACAAUUUCAUUUCAAUUUGUUAUGAUUUCGUUUAGUUUUUUUUAAUUUUCACGUCACGUUUUCCUUAUCGCGCUUUCAAUUGUCUUUCGAUUGAUUUGAGGGUUAGUUGUUUCGUCGUAAGGACGUACGUCAUUCGAUAUCGUAGUCAUAGAUUCGCUUUUCGCCGUAUGCAUUAACAUCUUCGUGUCCUACGUGCCAAGUGUUUGCAUUUCACGCAGUGUUCUUCACGAACAUUUGCCGUGUGUAUGAAACUAUCGCCCCGUGCACACCAACAUCAGUUAACUGAUUGUUCUUCGCGGAUUUUUGUAUUGAGAUCGCGCGUUUACACGUUUGACAUAUGGAGGAGCAUAUCAAUACUAUACAAUUACAGCACUGAAUUACCCAAACAAGAUCUGUAUAAUGUGCUUGGCCGCCUUGAAAUAUCGAAGUGCUGUUCAGCGCCAACUAAAUUGGUUUUUUCAACUUGCCUAGUCUAGUAUUUAAUAAACUAUGAUAAUGAAUACUGUGUCGACUAGUAUUGUUGGGCAUGAGCAUUCGACUGCUUAUUCACUCAUGAAACGCGGCAAACGUGGUGCAGCUGCAUUCAUUGCAGCUGAUUGCUGUAUGAUUGCUGCUGCUGCUGCUGCUGCUGCUGCCACUGCUGCUACUACUCAACAAUCUCAGGAUAAUUGUGAUAAUGAUGAGGCAGAAGCUGCUUUGAUUCGUUGCAAGAUACUAGACAACUUACUGGAUGUAUUACUUAAUCCGUAUGAUGCUAUAGGCGAAUGGAACAAUUUGGACUGGAUACGUUGGCUUAUGGCUGGUGGUAAAACCCUCGAUGAAUUCAGUAGUGCUGUUAAAGGAUAUGAUUAUGGAACAUGUUGUGGACUUGUAUGGACAGCUAAUUAUGUGGCAUACAGAUGUCGGACUUGUAGUAUAUCUCCUUGCAUGUCUCUCUGCGGAGAUUGUUUCAAACGUGGUGAUCAUACUGGUCAUGAUUUCAAUAUGUUUCGUUCUCAAGCAGGUGGUGCAUGUGAUUGUGGAGAUACAAGUGUUAUGAAGCCUGAUGGGUUUUGCCGUAAACAUAGUACAAAUAAUUUGGAUGGUAGUACUAGUGGUUGUAAACAACCUCCUGCUGAUUUGUUAAGAGUAGCCGAGAGAAUAAUGCCGAGAUUAAUGUUAAGACUGGUUCAAUACUUACGUGAAAACAGUAAACUUCCCGAUACUAGAUCACCCUCACAACAGAUAUCUUUAAGUGGAAUGGGAAGAGAUCAGCAAAAUUUAUUACUUGGAGGAGAUUUGGAUCCAUUUUUAGCUAUGCUGCAUGAUCUUAGUGCUUUGGGAGCUGCUAUGAGACGUGUAAUGACUGUGUCUCUUACUAGUGAAAAGAUUUACCAAUGGGCAUGUGAGUAUUACACUAAUAGCACUGCUAGUAUUGUUAACCAAGAUUCUUGUCUACAAGAACAACAACAGCAGGAGCAAGGACAGACUAUUUAUUCCAUAUACACGAAUAAAGUGCGUCGUUAUUAUAAUGAUGCUAUAAACCAAUAUUCUCAAUCAACAUCAUCGAAUAAUCGUAGGCGACGCCAUAGUAAUACAACUGAUGUUAGUAGUGGAGAUGUUGCUAUGGGUUCUAAAGGUAUCCAAAGUAAUUCUGAAGAAGAUGAUGACGAUGAUGACUUAGAUCAAGAUGGUAAUAGCAGUCAAAAAAAUAAACUGAAUCAUUCUAGUUUUUUGCAAGAAAUUGUUUUUUGGACUGUACGAUAUGAGUUUCCUCAAAAGAUGGUGUGCUUGUUAUUAAACUUAUUACCUGAUGCAUCUUAUAAAGAAGCUUUGACUGAAGCAUUUGUUAUGCACUAUGGAUGUGUAGCCCGAGUGUUGGCAACAACACAAGAUUCAGACACCCUUUCUAACCAUAUUGUUCAUAUAAGUGUUCAAUUGUUUAGUAAUGAGGCAUUAGCUACGCGAAUGGUUGACAAAUUGGGUUUGCUUAGAGUAAUGGUAUCAAGCUUACGGCGUAUGAUGACAAAAAUAUUAAUACCAUCUACACUACAUGAUGCUACAAAAAAUAAACACAAGGUUGUAGAUUGCUCAAAGGCUGUUAUGAAAGAACACUGUUAUUGGCCAUUAGUCAGUGAUCUGAAUAAUGUAUUGUCUCAUAGACCUAUUGCUAUUAAGUUUAUGAGUGAUAAACGUUUAUUGGAUUCUUGGUUCUCAUAUUUGUCUAUGUUUCAAGGAAUGAAUGUCAAUUGUCGAGAAUUGGGGCAUCAUGUCGAAUUUGAACCUAACACUUAUUAUGCUGCUUUUAGUGCUGAGCUCGAAGCUAGCGCAUAUCCCAUGUGGGCUAUGUUAUCGCAUCUCACAUCCAUUGAUACUUGGCCAUUGGCUUCAAGCGUGAUACAUGCUUGUCUAAAACGCUUACGUAAAUGGCUUAAAGAUGUAGGUUACUUUAAUAAUCAGUGUGCAGGUGAACUUUGUGGUGGUAAUGCAUCAUCUUUAGCUGAAUAUAAUAUUGGUACCCAUAGUACUACAGCUAUUAUUCGACGAUCAGAUGAUCUCAAUCAGUUCACUUUUCAUCUGCCUUUGCAUCGGUAUUUGGCAGUUUUUGUGUGCCAAGCCGUGCGAGCGCAAGGCGCUCGAAUUGAGGAUAUUAUCCCGUACAUCAGUACAAGUGAUACACCUGAUAGAGAUGCAUUAUUACUGGCCAUUGCUGUACAUCCCGUUCGCGCUCAAGCAGCAUUUUAUGAAAUCAUGCAAGGUGCAUGGAUUCGCAACGGCUUACAAAUUAAAGGCCAAGCUAUGACAUAUAUACAAUCAAACUUCUGUAUAUCAAUGGUUGAUGCUGAUAUAUAUUUACUUCAAUUUUGUCUAUCUGAAUUGUCAGAUGCCAACAUAUUUAUGUCUUUAAUAUUAGAAAAGUUUAAAGUAUAUGAUUGGCUUCAUGUAAUAAAACAUGGUGGAUUACCUCAGAUAAUGGAUAAUGUCGAAUUUGAUACAUCUACCAUAGAAGGCCUAUUGGUAUUUUUGGCAACAUUAGUGGGUGUCCGAACUAAUUUAUGUUCUGAUGAAGAUUAUGAUUAUUGUCAGUCCCAACUAGAAAUGGUAACAUUGCUAUGUGUCUCGGAUAAAACUCAUAGUCAACUAAUGGAACUAAUGCCUGAGCGUUGUGGUGGCGGUACACAAAUUACUACUGUUACUGCCUCUACCACUAUUAGGGACAGAGAUGACAAUCAAGGGCCACGAGAUUUUGAAACUGUAUUACAAACUGUUGCUGAGUAUAAGAGGCCUCAAUUUGAAGCAUCAGGUAAUAUGCAGCAAGGAUUGUAUGUACCUCUACCUCAUGUUUGGCGUAACUUAUACGAUCCUGUACAUAUACUUUUGAGAGCUGUUCAUAGACGUGACUUUCAAUCAGCGUUAGAUCGUUACACAGCAUACAUGCGCUCUGUUGGACUUCUGAAACAGAAUGAAACUCCUUGGCCACCAUAUAAGAAACCACAAAAACACCAUCCAGCUUAUCAAGAUCCUUGUAGAGUCUUAUUAUCUAGAUUAUUUCAUGGAGUUGCUUGGCAUUGCCUGUAUCGUACAGCUGUUUUUAAAGAUGUUGGUGAACACGCACUCAGCUUGUUGAUUUAUCUUCUUGAUCUAGCUUGGACUUGUUAUAUUGACUCUUCUAUAAAUGAAAAAAAUUCAUCUAAUCAACAACAACCGCCCAUGGAUUUGGAUUUGUCAACUGCGUCUUCUUUACCAACAUCAUCUAAAGAAUAUUCUCAUGAACCUCCAAAAACUGAUACAGUUGAAAAAUUAUGUCCAACAAAACGAAUCAAAAUUACAGAAGCAGACGCUAGCCAUGCAUGCUGUGAAAAUGACAAAAGUAAAAACUUGAGCAAGAAACAAGAUGCAAAACCUCUUCUAUUGGAUCGUUGGUUCAAUAGUGAUGAUUUGGUAGAGAAUCUCUGUACGACUAUUACGGAUUUUGAGUUGCCGCCACCAUAUUUUCAUUAUUUUUUUGGUCCUGGAUCUGAAAAUACUAUCCCACCAACUAGUAAUACAUCAACAGCUUCAACAUUAGCAACAAAUAUAUUUGAUAUCUUGACACCUAACUCAAGCUCUCAUAACUUAGGAAACUUGAAUCCAGUUAAACGGCGAUUACUACGUGUAUUUCCACCUAAUUAUGAAAACGACAAUUCUACUGAAACAUCAGCAGAUAUAUUAGAAAGUAAUGAAAAUUUAGCACCGGAAACCAGUGAGGAUGAUAAACAAAAUCCAUUGGUACCCAUUAAUGAGAGUAUAAUUUCAUUGCUAUUGAAAUUACAUUCUCAAUUGUCUGGUAAAUCAGAUUCCUAUCAUCCACCACUGCUCACAUCUUCUGAAACAGAUGAAUCAAUUCCUCCAAAUCAAUUAUUCCCAGAAGCUAAUAAUUAUUUCCAAUGUGGAGAUGGAGCAUUCUAUGUAGGUCGUUUAUUGGACCGGUUGGCUAAGGGGUCAUCAUCAUGUUAUCAAUGUAUUGUUCAUCAUCGGCUGUUAUUAUGGCCAAAAGCUGUUGUGAUGCAGGAAACAGCUACUCGGGAAGAUGAGGAACGUGAACAACAAGAACGUAAACGUCGUGCUCGUGAGAGAAAGCAACAAAUGAUGGAAGAAAUAGAAAAAGAGCAACGUAGAUUCUUGGAUAGACUCCGUGUGUCAGAGAGUGCAAAUUCUUCUGACUCUACAUCUUUAUUAUAUGAUGAACCAGUCACUGGAGUUCAAACUUCUACUUCAACCACUGGUAGUAGUAAUACAAACACCUCAUCUUUAUCAGAUACAAUUAUCGACAAGGAACAAAAUAAUAGUUGUGAAACUAAGGAAACAGGGGUUCAUCCUACAAAUUCAUCAAAAACACUUACAGUAGAUUGCAUUAUUUGUAAUCAAACUGUGGUCGUACAAGCUGAACAACAGCGUGAAGAUCCGGUUGGAUUAGUGAUACUAGUUCAAGGUACAAAUGUAUUGGCCCACAGGAGACACAUUUCAUCUACAGUGUCAUUAAUUAAUCAAAAUAACAUCAGCAUUAAUGUUACUGAUCCUAAUCAGUUAUCUCAAAAACAGAUAGAAAUAGAUACCAACAGUAGUUUUGAGGAAAAUAACCUUGUGGAUGAAGAUGAAUUAAAUAUCAGUCGUUAUUGGCCUUCUUUGCCGCCAUUACCAUCAAAACAAGUACAUCAGCAAUCCACAUCUGAAGAUGAUAGUUCCGAUUUACAGCAACAUCAACCUAUAGUCACUACAGUUAGUGAUGAUGAUGAUACAACUACUUAUGCGUCACAUUCAGACCGCCGCAAACAUCUUCUAUUGCAGUAUUUCAAUAAUUUAGAUAAGGGUGAUUUGGAAAUCGGAGCUCUAACAACCACAACUAGUGCUGUUCCCAUCGGUGGUAGUGCUCAUGUACAGACGUGUGGUCACCACUUACAUUUGAGAUGUUGGAGUUCAUAUCUAACCUCCCUGCGUGGUGCUCAGCGGUUUAAUUCUGAUAAAGGAGAAUAUAGUUGUCCACUUUGUCGACAAUUAGCAAAUUCUAUAAUGCCGUUAAUUCCACCUACUAGUGACUCAGAACAAAAGCAAUAUGGUGUUGCCACUUCUAAUCCUAUGAAUAAAUAUAUUGCUUUGACUGAUGCUUUAAAUCGAUUGACAGAUAUUAUAAAUGUAACACCACCUAGUAGUAAUGUAAGUAUUGGUGAAUCAUCUAGUUCUGCUAUCACUCCAAGCAAUCAAGCUGCUAUUGUUAAACAUACAUAUUCACUGCAUGAACAUAUUCAAUUCCGUUUUUCGCAAGAUAGGAGUCAAGUUAUACAGAACCAUAUACGGUCUCCUCCUCCUAGAGAAGAAGGUUGCUUUGGAGUUGAAUUAGAAUGUGGAGAAGAUUCUUUGUUGGAUGCUAUAAAUAGAUGUGUAAGCGAUAUGAUAUCUACCACAGUUAUAACUGCUGCUGCACAUACAUUUUCAACACCACCAAAUUUAUUAACUCCUGCUCAAAGAGAAAAAUUGUACAAGGUCAGAUGGCAUAGUGUCGUGUCUGUAGCAUGGACGAAUAUCCAUGUGGAACUAGUGCAACGUAAUAACACUCUACUAACACAAGAGAAGGAAUCAUGGUCAUUGCAACAUGGUAGUUCAUGUUAUCGUCACCAAAGAUAUGCUAUGACCAAUACAGAUAAAAGUGGUAGCAAUAAUUAUUACAAUAUGUUGCCGAAGCGCAAUUGUAUUGCUCCAUUGUUAAAUGUGUUACGUGUGAGUGCUCAAUCUUUGAUGUCAAAAUACCAUACAACUACUUACAAUACAAUCAAUGAUGUUUGGUGCAAGUUGAUCGGAGCUGAACGUUCUCAAGCACAAUAUAAAAUGACCCAUCCACCACUAUUAAUGCGAGAUCCAAGUAUCGUGCUUUUACAACUCUCAAUGUUGAUACCCAACUUAGACCAUGAUUUGUUUGAUGCUUUGGUCAAACUUACAUAUAACAUGCAACUAUACGUGGCCGCGUUGAAAGUUGCUAUAACAUGGAAACAAAACUGUAAUUUAAACCGCAAUACUUACAAUCGUUGUCGUCCUCAUGAUCGUUACAAAACAAGUAAAACUAUAUUGAAGACUGAAGAAACAGGCAGCAGUGGUGAUCCAAUGGAUAUAGAUGAUGGCAAAGUUGAUGUACCGCCAUUUUUAUCAUCUGUGGACAUGGCCGAAGGUGACGAUACGUCACUACUAUUGUCAUUGCGGUCACCUACGUUUUUGCAAGCUGUAGCUUUAGCAAAAAACUUAGUAUUUUCUUCACAAGAUGAUGAAAAUGUGGUCAAUGUAGAUGUUGACAUAUUGGCUAAUGACGAUGAAGAAUUCAAAAUGCAUCAUGAAGAUAAUGAUACUGACGAUAUACUUGAUGUCCCAAUUGUUGAUUCAGAAGAUGAACAAAAUAUAAUGCUUCUAGAAUCAUAUGGAAGGCAAUGUACUCUACCAUUUUUACGAUUCGCUACACUGUUGAAAAAGUAUAUAAAUGAAGAUGAUGAAGAUAAUCUUGAUGAAAUUCAAGAUUCGUCAACAUUAUCAUCGUCGCAACAACAGAGUAAUUCAAAUGUAGAACAUGACAGACAAAAUGAGUUACUAAAGAAUACUCCAUCAUGUGCUAAUGAACGUGCGUAUAUAAAUAAUUCUCGUUGCCAUCAAUGGUCACGUGACGAUUAUGAAUAUUUUACACUUGCUUGUUAUUUAAAACUAUUAAAUUACGACGAGGAAACCUAUGAAGACUGUGCUAAUUGUAAAGAGAUUGAUAAUUCUAAUUCUUGUAAAAAUAACAAAGAUUACAGCCCUAACCAUGAAGAUAUCAAACCAUGUAUAACAUUUCAGCCACCGUCCGCUAUGGAAGCAGUUAUUUGGCCAAAAUGGUCGUAUUCUACUUCUGAUACCAGUGAUAAUAUUUCGACUACUAUUUCUCGGGCUUGGUUGACAUCAUUUCGUCAAGCGUUAACACCCAGUAUUCCUAGAGCCACUAUCAUAUGUGAAAAUACAAAUGUUUCACCUGCAUCUUUAGAAAUGGACCCAAAUUCAAGCGCCAAUAUUAUGAUGGCUGCUCGUUUAUUACUUGCUGUAGAUUGCUGUGAUGGUGGUCUCUCUAAAUAUUACCAUAAUACUAGUGAAAUUAACGAUAGUAAUUCAGACCGUGGCCUCCGUUUGUUACCAACAGUAAAGUGGACGGGCCCUAGACUACUAAAGUUGCCACAUUGUUAUGAUGAUGUGUUCCAGUAUUAUCAUGGUCGACCGUGUCAUCGGUGCCAUGGCGUACCACGUGAGAGUAGUCUGUGUCUAAUAUGUGGUACUGUGGUAUGCCUGAAAGAAAACUGUUGCAAAACUAAUGGCAUUUUUGAAGCUGUGCAACACUCGUUGGAAUGUGGUGGUGGUACAGGCAUGUUCUUGGUUGUAACUUCCAGUUCAGUGGUAGUGAUUCGUGGCAAACGAGCAUGUCUUUGGGGAUCCGUGUAUUUGGAUACCUUUGGUGAAGAAGACCGUGAACUAAAACGUGGAAAACCAUUAUACUUAAGUGUAGAACGGUACAAGUUGCUGGAACGCCAAUGGUUGGCUCACAGAUUUGACCACACAAACAAAAAAUGGGUGUGGCAUAGGGAUGCAUUAUAACUACCGUAAAAACCACAAUAAUUGUGGUUGUGUUAUUAAAUGAUGUACAUAAUUUGACUUAGAUUAGAAGUUUUGAUAAUAAUCUAUAUACAGCAGUUAAUGAUCAUUGUUGUCUUUUAUUAUUAUAAUAUAAUCCUAAAACUUUGUAUAACCUUAAUUACAUAAUGUGUUGUAAACAUUCUUUUUAGUUAUCAUUAUUAUUCUAUCUUAUAGUUCU
Messenger RNA from Sipha flava (yellow sugarcane aphid), 8525 nucleotides. RefSeq names its product E3 ubiquitin-protein ligase UBR3-like. The record is from RefSeq and is a predicted model, not a curated record. Gene Ontology annotation, biological process: protein ubiquitination; ubiquitin-dependent protein catabolic process via the N-end rule pathway. Gene Ontology annotation, molecular function: ubiquitin protein ligase activity; zinc ion binding. Gene Ontology annotation, cellular component: cytoplasm; ubiquitin ligase complex. The transcript is spliced from 23 exons. Lineage: Eukaryota; Metazoa; Arthropoda; Insecta; Hemiptera; Aphididae. Bases 680 to 8308 code for a protein of 2542 amino acids.